Molecule: messenger RNA, 2605 nt
Organism: Scophthalmus maximus (turbot)
Lineage: Eukaryota; Metazoa; Chordata; Actinopteri; Pleuronectiformes; Scophthalmidae
Gene: prmt1
Product: protein arginine methyltransferase 1
Exons: 10
Coding region: 56-1102 (348 amino acids)
Cellular component (GO): nucleus
Molecular function (GO): protein-arginine N-methyltransferase activity
Source: RefSeq, a predicted model, not a curated record
CGGGCCAGACGAGAAAAGACUUCUGGACGCACACGCGACGUUACAUUAAACCGAAAUGGCGGCGAUAGCGGAGAGAAUGGAGGUUUCUCAGGGGGAGAGCUCAGCCAAGCCUGCAGCUGAGGAUAUGACUUCAAAAGACUACUACUUUGACUCAUACGCCCACUUUGGCAUCCAUGAGGAGAUGCUUAAAGACGAGGUGCGCACCCUGACCUACCGCAAUUCCAUGUUCCACAACAAGCAUCUGUUUAAGGACAAAGUGGUGUUGGACGUGGGCAGUGGGACGGGGAUCCUCUGCAUGUUUGCUGCCAAAGCUGGAGCCAAGAAGGUUAUAGGGAUAGAGUGCAGUAGCAUCUCAGACUAUGCCGUGAAAAUCGUGAAGGCCAACAAGAUGGAUGAUGUUGUGACCAUCAUCAAGGGGAAGGUGGAGGAGGUGGAGCUACCCGUGGAAGGAGUGGACAUCAUCAUAUCAGAGUGGAUGGGUUACUGCCUCUUCUAUGAGUCUAUGCUCAAUACAGUCAUCUACGCCAGGGACAAGUGGCUGAAACCAGAUGGACUCAUCUUCCCAGACAGGGCAACCCUCUACGUCACUGCCAUUGAAGACAGGCAGUACAAGGACUACAAAAUUCACUGGUGGGAGAACGUGUAUGGGUUUGACAUGUCCUGUAUAAAGGAGGUGGCAAUAAAGGAACCCCUGGUCGACGUGGUGGACCCCAAGCAGUUGGUCAGCAGCGCAUGUCUCAUCAAGGAGGUGGACAUCUACACGGUGAAGCUGGACGACUUGACCUUCACCUCACCGUUCUGCUUGCAAGUGAAAAGGAACGACUACAUCCACGCUCUGGUCACCUACUUCAACAUAGAGUUCACCCGCUGUCACAAGAGGACUGGCUUCUCCACCAGCCCCGAGUCUCCCUACACCCACUGGAAGCAGACCGUCUUCUACCUGGAUGACUACCUGACUGUCAAAACCGGCGAGGAGAUCUUUGGCACCAUCAGCAUGAAGCCAAAUGUCAAGAAUAAUAGAGACCUGGACUUCACCGUAGACAUCGACUUCAAGGGUCAGCUGUGUGAGGUGUCGAAGACGUCGGAGUACAGGAUGCGUUAGAAGUCUCUCUCUCCCUCACUCUGUUAGUUUCUUUGGUAGAGGACUGAGGGUUCGGUUUGACUGGAAGUCCGUACCAUAGUUUGACGAUCCCAUGCAGCAACAUUUUAAAGUCUAUCCUUUUUUGUAGUUUAUUUUCAUUUACCUGUUCAAACAUAAACAGUAUUUAAAAGGGUUUCACAUUCUUGGAGUACGAGUGCAUUGGUGUUGUAAUUCAUUGUGCAGUAGUCUCUCAACAACACCUGGCUCGUUGACUUGUGCUUUAGUGUUUGUCUAAGAUCUUCUUGGGUUUUACUUUGGCGUUCUUGUCCUUUUCUACGUGUGAAAUCCAAAGGGCCUGCUGACCCGUUAACACAGUUUAACUCUUCCUUUCCUUUGGCCCCCUGUGCGGUCAUCACAGGCCGUGUUCAGACCAAAAUAGCCCCCGUAUUGUAAAAAAAAUAAACCAGGGUCUGUUGGUGUAAUUCUGGGGCUCCAGGUUCCAACGAGAAGACGGUUAAAGACCAAAAAGUCAGUCAACAGACACCUGAGGUCCAGCACAGUUGAAUUACAAACUCCCUGGUCUUACUCCAGGAAUGUGGUUUGGUUUGCCAGUUCCAACUAUUUGAGUCAGCAGUAACAACAAAUGGUGUACAAGUUCACUGUGGACAUUUAUUUUGCUGGCGGAGUGGCACUGUAACCUGAAAUAACAAGUUUACCCAUUCUACAGCAAUUGGAAAUUAACGUCCUUAGCUGAACAAGGCAAAAAUCUAGUACACUUAGAAAAUGUCACCAUCAAUCUGACUGCAGUUCCGUUAAAGUGACCGCUGCAGGAGCUCAAAGCCAUUCUGCUUACUAACUCUACAUAGUAAAUGCUUAUUGUCAGUUUCCUGUUGUAGCAUGUAGUGUUCCACACAUCAACAAAUUGCAGCAUUUCUUCCCAACAAGAAAUGGUGCAAUAUGUGAGGGUCAGCUUUGGAAAACUACCAUAUUAACUUCAGAAAUGGAAAAUGAAUAAAUGAAAAUCUUAUGCAGUACUCUUACCAAUGUGAACGCUACAUGCUAACAACUUGCUCACAAUAAGUAUGUCGUAUAUAUUUGGGACAUGAUACAAACGUUAUACUGCACACGUUCUAAAAAUUGAUGUGAAACUGUUCAUAAGGGAGCCACUGCAAAUCUGCAGCUCUUUGUUGGACCUCUGACGUAUGUGACAGGCGGGUUGCAGAAUCUGUAAAGUCCUUUUAAAUUAGGCUGCACCCUUUAAAAUAAACAAUUGAGUAUCUCAAAGUGUAACUGGACCUGCAGAUGGAGAUGGCUGGGUGGGACCAGAGCUCGAGGCCUGGUUCUUGUUGGAGCCACAGCUGUCGGGUGUAAUGGAGUGUUUGUCUUUAUAAAGUGAUCUGAGGCUGCUUGAGUCUGAAGUGUUAACCAUGGCAGAGGUAGCUCUCACUCACCACACUUGAUUAUUCUCUUGUAUUUUUGCUUUGUCUGUUGCUUUUUCUUAAAAAAAUAAACAAAUUAAACUAA